Molecule: messenger RNA, 6509 nt
Organism: Gallus gallus (chicken)
Lineage: Eukaryota; Metazoa; Chordata; Aves; Galliformes; Phasianidae
Gene: SEC16B
Product: SEC16 homolog B, endoplasmic reticulum export factor
Exons: 26
Coding region: 3461-6415 (984 amino acids)
Biological process (GO): COPII vesicle coat assembly; Golgi organization; autophagy
Cellular component (GO): endoplasmic reticulum exit site; ER to Golgi transport vesicle membrane
Source: RefSeq, a predicted model, not a curated record
CAGACUCUAGCUAGCUGCCCUGGGCUAAGCCCAUAGGUACCAAUGAGCUGCCUACAAGCAAUGGUGAGUACCUGCUGCCUCUUGCUGAGUGCUUGCUAUUGCCUACCCCGAGUGAGAGUGUAGUAAGGCAAUGGAGGAAAGGAGCAUGCAGCAGGCCAGGGUGUGUUGCAUCCCCGUUUAGUGAUAAAGCAAUGGGGAAACAACUGCAACUACCUGCAGGGUGCUGCCUUCUCUGAGGCUGUGAAGGAUUUAUCCAGCUCUUCAAAGCAGCUGCAGUUUUGCUACUCGCAACCUGCAAAAAUUGGAGUGGAGCAACAGUAAAGCACAGCUUUCAAAACCUCAUUUUCCUUUUUUCCUUUCAAGCUGACAAUAAGACUUUAAGGAAAACUUUGAAUAAUGGAUACACUUUUGAAUAAUGGAUGCUGUGUAGCCCAAGUCCCUUGCCUUUUCUCUCUGUGCCUGAGUGAGAAGGCUUCUAAUUGCCAAGCACGUGGAGAGGAGGUGCGGAGCGCUUUGUCUCUCGCACUGCUGAUUAACCAAUGUGUAUGUGCACAUUAAAGAUUCAGAGGUGGGUAAGCACAUCCCAGCCCUGGGCUGUGUGCUGUGCACCAUGGCUUUUAACAGCAAAAGAUCUGGCACAAGAUGUUUUGCAUUUGUUCUUGUUUUCUUGUUCUUGUGGCUGAUAGUAAUCCUCCUUUUUGGGGGUCAGAUUUGGCUGUUUCCAUGGAGGUGCUGUUCCCAUGUACUGAUUGGGGAGGGAACUUUUAAAUAGGGAUACCCAAGCCAGUGCCUGUCCUGAGGGUUAUGGCCUUGCAGGGGCUGUCUUUAGGAUCAGUGUAUGUUUUUUGUGCUGGAUCCUCAUCUGCUCCAUCCCACUGUGCUGCUCAAUACUUUGAAACUGGGACGGCGUGAAGCUGUGUGCUGGUGCCCCUCUGGCUCCUCAGCCUGCCCAGAAAUCCUCCAGUCUGGAAUAUUCCUUCUCCAAAUGAGCAGUGAUGCAGUGGCACAGGCUGCCCAUAGAGGUAGUGGGGUCACCAUCCCUGGAGAUGUUACAGAACCAAUGGAGAUGUGGCACUGAGGGAUGUGGUCAGUGAGCAUCGUGGGGGUGGGCUGACGGUUGGACUUGAUGAUCCUAGAGGUCUUUUCUGGCCUUAAUUAUUCUAUUAUUUCAACCCUUGAUGCCAGAGCACUGAAAUAGCCAUGGAGGUGCAUUGGGGUGAAGCGGAGGGUCCUCUGGGCUCUGCUAAUCGGUGUUUUUAAGGACCUCACCACUGCAGAAGGAUGCCAGCCAGAUGUCUGCCUUCACACAGCUUGUUCCCUCUCAAUUCUGCAGCUUCUUGCCUCGGAGGAUAACUGCAAUUUAGUUUUAUUUGCCAAAAUUUGACAUGACUUGAGACUGUGAUUUACUGCCCUUGAAGGAUAUGGUAUAUGUAACCGUGGAGGGUGUAAGUGGCUUUUCAUGGUAAAGGAGUCGUAAAUUGAGAUGAAAAAAAAAUGAGGGAAACGUUACUGUCCAACUUUACAAGGUAGCACUAAGAACAGGACACACUGAAGCCAUCUGUAACUGUCAUGGGUCUUUACGGUCCCUGAUUGUGUGCAGUAAAGCUCCCGAAUGAGCCCUGUGGUCUCUGACACGGAGGUAACCAAUGCUGAGUGCUGGAGGAGACACCAGAUGGCAAUCUCUUCACGAGCUUGCCUGGAUGCCUCAGGGCUGAGGGUUUCCAAGCUUUCCUUGGGCUGGUGCUUGCUGGGGGCCUGGGGAAGGGUCACUGCUACACCAGUGCUGGCUGGGGGCAGUGGGAGCACUUAGUCUGUGUUUUCUUGGGAUCAUUUGAGCUGGAAGGGUCCCUUAAAGGCCAUGUGGUCCAACUCCCUGCACUGAGCAGUGACACCCACAGCUCCAUCGGAUGCUCAGAGCCUAUUCAGCCUAACCCUGGAUGCAGGGAUGGGGGCACCACCACCUCUCCAGGCAACCUGUGCCACUGCGUCAUUGCCUUUAUUGGAAAAAAACAUCUUCUAUCCACUCUAAAUCUCCCCUCUUUGAGUAUGAAACAAUUUCCCCUUGUCCUGUCACAACAGACCCUGCUAAACUGUUUAUCCCCUCUUUCGUACAUCCUCCUGCUUGCCUUGUGACUAUUUCCAGGCCUCUUGGUUCUCUGUGUCCACUCUCAGCUGUUCUGUGUUGCAAUGUGGCAGCGUGACCCGGGCAGUGUGACAGCACUGGGCUGCUUCUGCUUGUUUUUAUCAGCAAAUAGCCAAAUUUGCACUGUGUAGUGAUCGCUGCAAGGCAGUUAGCAGUGAGAUAAACAGCAAUUUUAUGGCUGGAAAAACAGACAGGAGGGGGCUGCAGGGAAAGGCGAGAUGGCAGAGGCUCUGAGCACCUGAUGGAGCUGUGGGUGACCGUGUUCGGUGCAGGGGAGUUGGAUCUGAUGGCCUUUAAGGGUCCCUUCCAACUCAAACAAUCCUGUGAUUCUAUGACUUGAGCUCCCUAAUCGGUCCCCUUUAUCCUUUGGGCAUCUCCGUGGGUCAUCCAUUGGGAUGCGCAGCAGCACAGCCUUCAUUUGGGGUGGGAAAUACUGGCAGCAAGGAUAUAGCAUCCACAGCCAGCAGCAAAGCUUCCUAUUGAUGCCAUUUAAAAUAACGAUCUCAUCUCAGAGCUGAUUAGAAACAAUAUAAACCACUGAAAAAUAGGGCCAGGGACUGCAGCUACCUGAGUUUCUUCUUGGGGUGCAGGGAUGCAUGCUGAUGGCUCUGCAGCCAGGUUUGGUGCCCCAGGUUUGGGCUGGCUGUGAGCAAUGCAACGCAUGCCCCAGGGCACGAAGAAAAAUGUUUUCCAUCUAAUCAUGUCACGGUGACAAUAGCAGGGAAUCCUUUUAAAGCAGAGAUAAAUAGGAUUUUUUUUUCAAAAAGCAGUGUCCUUUCAGCUUUACAUAGCAAAUGCUGCCCAUGCUGUGUGCUGCCUGCUUUGCAGUAUAUGCUUGAUGGCAUUCACAAGUCUGAGUGUUUCCUGGAAAUCCUCCUAAAAUAGAAAUGCAUUGGCUAGAGGAGGUGCAAGAGGCUGCCCCUCUCCUUCCACCCACUCAGUCCUUUUUAUCUCUGCUUCUCUUCCCCCACUUCUCCUAUCCCAGCUCCUUCCCCUGCCUCUCCUCUUCUAACAUGUUUUUCUGCUUGAUUUUUCUCUUAAAUUGAUGUUUCCCACCUGUGUGUUUUAAGCUGCCUUUGCUCACAGCUGUGUGCUGGUCAUGCUCUUACAUCUCCUUCUCAUGCAGCGCUUCCUGCAUCCCACACCUGAGUGACUGCUGCUUUUCUGCAGGUCGAGCCUCUUCCCUGCAUCCCAGAGCACAAAGCAUUGCUGGCAGCAGCCUGAGAAACCACCGAUGAGCUGAGCAUCUCCAUACAGCUGUGAAACCAGUAGGAGAGCCUUAAUCCCAUCCUGCUCCAGCAUCUUGUUGGUGCAAGGAUGGUGCUUCCCUGCUCGGUGUUCCUCUGGGGGCUGACAGUGUGGCUGAGAUGCUAUUUUUCAGCUGAAACCUUAAAUUCUGUGGAGAGUGAGCACUUAUUUCUUGGGGUCUCCAGGGAAAACUUCUUAUUGUCCCAGCGGGGCCAUUGGAGCCGUUGGAUCUGCUGCAUGGAGCCCUGGGACCCACCACAGCUGCCCCCAGUGCGGCACAGCCAUGCUGCUGGCAGUGGGCGGGCAGAAGGCCGCCAUGGGACCCCACCGCCCUGGAGGCCCAUCAUCUCUGGCCCCCUGCCUCGUCCUGGCUCCUGGGACCCUGGCAGGGACCUGCACCGGCCAGCGUCCCAGGCUGAGAGCUAUGAGAGCGGCCAUGCCUUCCGGGCCUACUCCAGGCAAGGAUAUGAAGACCCCCACUGGCAAUACCCAGGAGCUGCCUACAGGGACAACCAUGCUUACCAAAGCCACCAGUGGCAGCCCACGGCCUGGCAGGGCAACAGAGAUGUGACACAGGUUAAGCCUCACGGCAAGAGCACUACUUAUAGGGACCAGCACUACUACAGGGGCUACCACCCCAACCUGGCUGCCAGCCCCCUGGGGCAGGACAGGUCCCAGACCUAUGAUGCAUAUAAGGAGGGCUCCAGGCGUUCGUGGGCUGGGGUCAGCAAUCUGGGGGAGGCCAGUGGCCAGCCUCAACAGCCCAGCCUACUCCAGCAGUACCGUGAGUCAGGACUCAGCUCCAGUGGCUAUGAGCUCAGCCAAUACAUCCGCGAUGGAGCCGAACCCAACGACACUGCUUUUUUGGGGGGCUGGAGCCCGGUGCAAGGAGGAGGGCCCUUGGAGUCAGCUGUGAUGGCACCCCACAAGUUCCUGCAGCCACAUGUGCCCGUCUGCUUGGGAGCUGGAGGGCAACUGGUGCUGGUGUGUCCCCACCGCCCCACUGAGGGGCAGCUCCCCCUGGUUGAGCUGCGCAGCCUGGAGGUAAUCCUUCAAGGCACAACAGAUCAGGAGGAACUUCAGGCCUUCCCAGGGCCUCUGGCCAGGGAAGAUCUGCACAAAGUAGAUGUGAUGACAUUUUGCCAGCAAAAGAUAGCCUCAAGCUGUGAUCUCUCAACACAGAGAGGCAGAGAUUCAGCUCUUCUCUGGAAACUCCUGGUCCUCCUGUGCCGACAGAAUGGGUCCAUGGUGGGCUCGGACGUGGCGGAGCUGCUGAUGCAGGACUGCAGGCAGCAGGAGAGGUACAAGAGGCAGGAGCCGGCGGUGGGCCCCGUCAGCCUGGCAGAUGAGGAGUGGCGUCAACUGGGGACACCGGACCUCAUCACAGGGGAAGUCCCUCCUGUGGUAGAGACACAGGCACAGAUAGUGGAGAAGUUCACCAAGCUCCUCUACUAUGGCAGGAAGAAAGAUGCACUGGUUUGGGCCAUGAGAAACCAGCUGUGGGGCCACGCUCUCUUCCUGUCCAGCAAGAUGGAUCCUCGCACCUACAGUUGGGUGCUCAGUGGGUUCACCAGCACUCUGGCCACCAACGACCCACUGCAGACCUUCUUCCAGCUCAUGUCAGGAAGGAUCCCGCAGGCAGCGCAGAGCUGCGGGGAUGCCAAGUGGGGAGACUGGAGGCCCCACUUGGCCGUGCUGCUGUCCAACAAGGUGGGAGACAUGGAGCUGAACCACCGGGCCAUCGUCACCAUGGGAGACACCUUGGCUGGCAAGGGAGCAGUGGAGGCGGCUCACUUCUGCUACCUGAUGGCAGAUAUUCCAUUUGGUUACUUUGGGGUGAAGGCAGACCGCAUGGCUCUGCUGGGCAGCAGCCACCGCCAGGCAUUCACCCAGUUUGCCACCACUGAGGCCAUCCAGCGCAUGGAAAUCUUUGAGUACUGCCAGCAGCUGCGGCACCCCACAUCCUUCCUGCUCCCAUUCCAGGUGUACAAGCUCCUCUAUGCCUCCCGCCUGGCUGACCAUGGGCUGCCAGCCCAAGCCCUGCUCUACUGUGAGCAGAUUGCUACCGUGCUCCUCCAGCAGGACCCAACCAGCCACCCCGUCCUGGCCCAGCAGCUGACCAAGCUGGCUGAGCGACUGAAGCUCUGUGACCCACUGCUGCUGGAGAUGCCUGAGCAGGACCCGGUGCUGGAGCCCCAGUGGCUGCUGCAGCUCCGCACCUACUGCCAGCACUGCCAGGUGCAGGAUGACCUCGCUCCAGAGGUGGCACUGACCCAGCCAGAGCCCUGGGAUACUACAGCCACCCCAGGCAGAGAGAUGGUCCAUGAGCAGCCCCAUAGCGAUGGCCCCCACGAUGAGCAGUGGCACCAGCCCCCUGUGCCACUGCAGGGACCUGAUCCCCACCAGGAUGUGUCCAUCCCGCCCCUGGAGGUUGCAGUGUUGGGUGUGGGGCCGAUCUCCCAGGAAGAGCUUUGCACUGAGCCCUCUCUGCAGGCAGUGCCAACAGCAGGGGAUGCUGAGGAGCCCCAGGAUGCCCAUGGGGUGCAGCAGCCGGUGCUGGCAGAGCUGCAGGAAUUAAGCACAAGGGCUCGCUCGGCCUCAGAGAGCUCCACAGCAUCCCUGGAGGAAGACAGCCAGACAUCCUCAGACAGCCCUGCUGAGGAGCUGGAGGGGACAUCGGAGGACAAGAGCUCUGGGUUCCGGUGGUUCGGCUGGUUUCGGUCCAAGCCCCAGAAGGAAACCUCACCCAAAGCCACAACCUCAGGCUCCCCCACGCCGGGACUGCAGGAUCGGAGGUCCCCAUCCCCACCCGGUGCUGUCCCUUCGGCUCAGCCCCCAGCAUCCCCAUCUCCUUACAGAAACCCUGUGUCGAUCGACAUGAAGGGCCCGUGGGAUGCAGAUGGCCACGAGCCACUCCCAGGGAUGGUUCCGCUUUUCAACCCUGCUCAGGUUUCCCAGCUCGCCGCUGCCCGGCCCACCCAACCCAGGCUGCUCUCACAGCGCCGCUACCCCAACCCACUGUGAGUGGGGGUCGGUGUGUGUGUGUGUGUGUGUGUGUGUGUGUGUGGGAGAAGCUUGGAGAAAACAACAGCACUUUGUGGAAUGCUUUCAUCCAAAA